Molecule: messenger RNA, 2397 nt
Organism: Colossoma macropomum (tambaqui)
Lineage: Eukaryota; Metazoa; Chordata; Actinopteri; Characiformes; Serrasalmidae
Gene: dnajc22
Product: DnaJ (Hsp40) homolog, subfamily C, member 22
Exons: 5
Coding region: 294-1346 (350 amino acids)
Biological process (GO): endocytosis
Cellular component (GO): plasma membrane; early endosome
Source: RefSeq, a predicted model, not a curated record
ACGUUUUUCACUUCAUGAGAGUUAACGGGAGUUGAUAGUGAAGAAUAUACAAACUUUUCACUGUAUUUCAUGUUUUUUAGGAAUAUGACUCACACAGGUUUUAUAGAGUGAUGCAUGCUACUUUAUGCUUUUAUUUUCCUGCCACUUGAGCUGAACGAGGACAUUUUAAAGUGCCAUUCACUGUUUGGACAAGCUGUCAAUCACUGCUCCAGUCAGAGAUUUUUCGCAAAAUAACUCCUCUCACAUGGUGAGGAGUAUUUUGCUCAAUCAGAGUCUGGUCAAAGGAUGCUCCUAUGGCUAAACUAAUAGUAGCCUAUGCCCUGUGGGCAGUAGGAGGCCCUUUGGGACUGCACCAUCUGUACCUACGGAGGGACAGCCAUGCUCUCCUAUGGAUGCUCACUCUGGGCGGCUUUUGGGUCGGCUGGCUGCGAGAGUUCUUCCGCAUCCCAGCCUACGUUAGUGAAGCCAACCAGGAGGCAGAAAAAGCUAGACGACCCUCCGCCAGUCUCCCAUCAGUGGGCUUGGUUCGUUUUGCCGGCCAGAUUUGUGUGGGUAUCUACUUUGGCUCAGUGGCUCUGAUCAGUCUCAACACUCUGAGCUUCUUCUACCUGAUUGUGCUCCCGCUGAGUGUGGGGGCAGGCGUCCAUCUGGUGUCCUGCGUCGGUCAGCAGACUUCUGACCUCCAGAAGACCCUCACUACUUGUAUCAUCACCUCGUCCAUAUUCUACGGCAGUAAACUGUCCCCUCUGCCCAUCAGCAUAGCGGCCAGUGUCACAGCAGCACAGCACAGAAGGUUCAAACCACCCCGAAAAGCAGGAAGCCCAUCAGAGCCACUCGUGGUCAGGACUCCCAUGGACCCUCACAGAGCAGGGCCUCGACUGUAUCGCCUGAGUUUGGCUGUGUUGGCUUUCUCAGCUCCUCUGGGAUACUGUAUUUUUCUCAACACCACAGCCACUUUGUACUACAUAUCAGAUUGUGUGGCAGCGAUCCUUGACAUGUUUUGGUUCUUUCCCUGGCUCAGAGGGGUUGUGGAGUACUUUCUGCUGUUGCCAUACCAGAUCCUGUGCACACUGACAGGAGGGAGUUACUAUGAGAAGAGCUGGAGGAAGGUAUUGGAAAUACUUCUGAAUGAGUACAGCAAAAGAGAAAUAGAUGCCAUGAAGGUGCUGUCAGUCUCUGAGGGGGCCACACUGGAGGAAAUAACCCAGAGCUACAGGGAGCUUGUUAAAUUAUGGCAUCCGGACCACAACCCCAAGCAGCAAGAAGAGGCACAACAGAUGUUCAUUCGAAUCCAAGAGGCAUAUGAGACACUGAUGCAAAGGCAUAAGCCUCGGAAAAGAAAGUGAUUUUCUACUUGAACAGCAUUUUUAUGUAUCUGUCAGGACCCAACAGGUGCAGGAUGCUUUGAACAUGGAAUUAUAAUGAACUGAAUUGCUUUGAUAAUUAAUACAUCUACAGCAUGAUGUUUUAAUGAUGUUAGGGUAAUCACAUUGGUAAUAAUUAUUAUUUAAUAACAGGUUUGGCAGUAUCAUUUCUGCAUGAGCUGUGCGUCUGUAGAUCUGCUGCCACUCAGUGGCUGCAAACAGUACUUCUUUCAAGUUAGAGCAGCAGCACUGAUUUAAAAUAUUUCUCAGCACGUGAUCAUUUGUGGCUUGCGGCACAUUAAACAGGAAUUCCACUCAUUUUUUUAACAUUCCUGCAUAUUUUAAUGGUUAAGAUGUAAGCAAAGUUAUUUAGAGUGAUUUGAUGUGAAAUGCCCCUUUUUAGGGAAACUUACCAAGCCAGAAUUAUUCACAGCAGUGGUGCUGGGAACCAGACAUCUGAAGCGUUUAGUGCUUCUAAAAGCUACAUCACAGAAAGUUAUCACACAAAGUAGUUACAGAUAUGUUGCCUGAUGCCUGAGACUCGUAGAGCUCAGAGUAGAUCUAAGAUGAGAUUUUGGCCAUAAAAAUAUUUUUUUUGUUAGAUUCUUGGUGUAGAGGUACAAGCUGGGUAUUGUAAGGCAAAAUAGACCCCAAAGAAAACAGAUUUUUUCUUUUCAGAAUUAUCAAAAUUUUGCUAUUGUCAGUAUUACUUAUAAAAACUCAGAAGGCACGUGUAGGUUCACUGGUCAUUUUGGAUAGUAAAUAAAAUGUCUAUAUUCUCCAUGAAGACAUCACAACCCCUGGUUCCUAUCACAACCACUGUAUAGAAAUCUGAGUUAGUACGUUUCUCUGCGGUGAACAAUUUCACAUCAAAGCACUCUGUAUGACUUUGCUUACAUCUCAACCAUUGAAUUAUGCAGAGAUUUUGAAAAAUCCAUGGAAUUCCCCUUUAACUGCCACAACUGCUUUUGUGAGUAAUGAUAAAAUAUUUGUUGACAUACACUGACAAUUAAAGACCACAAUUUUUACAGUA